GUUGCGCGAUGGGAGACAGCAGCAAGAAGGACCGCCCGAGGGAGUCGUCGUCGCGGAAGAGCAGCCGGCGCAGCCGCAGCAGGGACGACCGCCACAAGCGCAGCAGCAGGAAGCGCAGCCGAAGCCAUGACCGCGGCCGCGAGAAGAAGGAGCGCCGGCGGAGCCGCAGCCGGACCCGCGAUCGGUCCCGCGAUCGAUCCCGCAGCCGCGACAAGAGCCACCGGGAUAAGAAGCGCAAGACGUCACACUCGCGGUCGCCCGAGCCGCCGAGGAAGAAGAAGGACGUGGCCGAAAAGCGCGAUGCGGAUGUGGCCAAGCCGCUGGCGGAGAAAACGUCUCCGGCGCGCGAGCCGACGAAGGGUCCAACGUCGUUCGGUGGCCUCGCCCUCAAAGACAAGAAGAAGCCUGCGCGAGUCGAGCAUAAAUCUACCAAGGAAGACAAGGCCGCGCUGGAAGAGGCGGAGAAGGAGAAGCGUCUCGAGCGGCUCCGGCUGUGGCGCGAGCAGCAGCAGCAGCUCCAGAAGAAUGAAGAGGCGGAGCCCAAGACGAUGGCCCCGAGCGUUGUGCCGGCCCCGAGCGUCGUCAACACGGGGUUCCUCGUCGAGGACGACGACGAAGUCAAGCAAGUGCACAUUUGGCCCAUGGACGAGAAGGAGGAGAAGGAGCUUGAAGACGACAAGGCCAAGAUGCACCAAGAGACCAAGAUCGACCCGCUCGAUGCUUUCAUGGCCGAGCUCACGAACGAUUCGAUCGAGCAGCAGUCGCUUUCUUUGCAUGGCGCCCCCAAGGUCAUCUCGCUCGAAGACAUCAUGUCGACGUCGGGGCCACGGCUUGACUUUUACGGCUCGUUCUUGCCGACCGAGUCCAACACGGUCAAGCCGACAACCGAAGGGCCGAUGGAGCCGCUGGUCGAGACGGACGCUGAGCGCGACGCGCGCGAGAAGCGCGAGCUCGAAGAGUUUAUGCGCGCGAUCAAGACCAAGCGCGAGCAAGAAGAGAAGGCGAUGACCACCGGCGUGCUGCUCAAGGCCGACGACGACGAGCCGCCGGCCGAGAUCAAGAAGACGGAGACGGGGCGCAUCUACCAAGGUACGGAGGAAGAUGCGAUUGGCGAAGAGAUGGAAGAUGAAGACACGCGGACGGCGCUUGAGAUUCUCCAAGAGCAGCAGAAGCGCAAGGACAUCAAGCCCGUCGACCACGCGCAGGUCGACUACAUUGCGUUUCGAAAGAAGUUUUACAUUGAGCCGCAAGAGAUCGCCAAUCUCUCGCAGGACGAAGUCAAUGACGUGCUCAAGGACCUCGAGAUUAAGAUUCGCGGCAAGAACUGCCCGCGACCGAUCCUCAAGUGGACGCAAGCCGGCCUCAGCGGGCGCCUCCUCAAGCUCAUUACCCGCCAGACGUACGAGGCCCCGUUUGCGAUCCAGUGCCAAGCGCUGCCGGCCAUCAUGUCGGGCCGCGACGUCAUUGGCAUCGCCAAGACGGGCUCGGGCAAGACGCUGGCGUUCUUGCUGCCGAUGUUUCGGCACAUUCUCGACCAGCCGCCAUUGGCCGACGGCGAGGGCCCGAUCGGGCUCAUUAUGGCGCCGGCGCGCGAGCUCGUGCAGCAGAUUUACCUCGAGUCGAAGAAGUUCACCAAGGACCUGGGGUUGCGCUCGACUGCGGUCUAUGGCGGGUCGUCGGUGUCGGAGCAAAUUGCGAAUUUGAAGCGCGGCUCGGACAUUGUCAUUUGCACGCCCGGGCGCAUGAUUGACAUUUUGUGCAUGAGCGCGGGCAAGAUGGUGUCGCUCAAGCGCGUGACGUAUGUGGUCCUCGACGAAGCCGACCGCAUGUUUGACAUGGGCUUUGAGCCCCAAAUCACCAAGAUUAUGAUGAACAUUCGCACGGACCGCCAGACGCUGCUCUUUUCGGCGACGUUUCCCCGCGCGGUCGAGACACUGGCGCGCAAGGUGCUCAAGAAACCGAUCGAGAUUACGGUCGGCGCGCGCAGCACCGCGUCGGGCGACAUUACCCAGUACGCCGAGGUCCGCGAAGAGCACGACAAGUUUAUGCGCCUCCUCCAGCUCCUCGGCGUGUGGUACGAAAAGGGCAACGUGCUCGUGUUUGUCAACACGCAGCAGGCGUGCGACACGGUGUUUCAGGACCUGAUGAAGGCCGGGUACCCGGCGCUCUCGCUCCACGGCGGGAAGGACCAAGUCGAUCGCGACUACACGGUGGACGACUUUAAGCGCAAGGUCCGCACGCUCAUGGUGGCCACGUCGGUCGCCGGUCGCGGCUUGGACGUCAAGGACCUCGUACUGGUCAUCAACUACCACUGCCCGAACCACAUUGAAGACUAUGUGCACCGCGUCGGCCGUACGGGCCGUGCCGGACGCAAGGGCACGGCGUACACGUUCAUUUCGCCCCAGGAAGACGAGUAUGCCCCCGACUUGGUCAAGGCGCUCGAGACGGCCAAGCAAGCCGUGCCACCCGAGCUGAUUGCGCUCGCGGACGGCUUCAAGGAAAAGGUCAAGAAUGGUCUGGCGCGGUACCAUGGCAGCGGCUUUGGCGGCUCGGGCUUUACGUUUGACGCGACGGAGAAGUCGGAGGCCCAGCGCGCGGCGGACGCCCAGCGUCGCCAUUAUGAGAUCGACCAGGGCAUGAUUGAUGCAACGGACAAUGACGGUCGUGACGACGACGACGACGAGAGCUCGGCCAAGGCCCAAGCCGCGGGCUCGAAUGACGAUGCAUCGGCCUUGUCGACGCGUACGGCGACGGGCAUCGACAAGGCGCGCCUCGUCAUUGAGCGUCUCCAGGCGAUCAAGGAAGGGACGCUAUCGCUGAAGGAGACGACGCACUUUCACGAGGAGCUCGAGAUCAACGACUACCCGCAGCAGGCGCGCUACAAGGUCGUGCAGAAGGAGGCGUCGGACAUUGUCGCCGACAUGACGGGCGCGUCUGUGAUUUGCCGCGGCACGUACGUGCCGGCCGGUCGCAAGCCGCAGCUGGGCGAGCGCAAGCUCUACUUGUCGAUCACGGGCUCGUCGCGCCACGCGGUGCAGCAGGCCAAGGCCGAGCUGCAGCGGAUACUGGACGAGAAGACGCUCGAGGUCGGCCUCUCGGACAACAAGUAUGGCAAGUACACGAUCUAGUCGACGAUAUAAUUAUGGUAGUUUUUUUAAGGCUCACAAAUAGCAGACGAGGUUUCCUAGAC
This is a messenger RNA of Saprolegnia parasitica CBS 223.65, 3190 nucleotides long. RefSeq lists its product as hypothetical. The coding region runs from base 9 to 3128 and encodes 1039 amino acids. The record is from RefSeq and is a predicted model, not a curated record. The transcript is spliced from 4 exons. Lineage: Eukaryota; Oomycota; Saprolegniomycetes; Saprolegniales; Saprolegniaceae. Gene Ontology annotation, molecular function: RNA helicase activity; ATP binding; RNA binding.